Messenger RNA from Paramecium sonneborni, 808 nucleotides. NCBI's taxonomy places the organism in Eukaryota, Ciliophora, Oligohymenophorea, Peniculida, Parameciidae. The record is from the annotation of a GenBank genome assembly.
CUUAUUUUAUUCUUAAUAAUGGAUUCUGUCAACAGAAAAGAUGAUAAGUGUACAUCUAUGACUGACAGUACUUAAUUCAAAUCAUUUAUCUUAAAUAAAAAUACCAAUAUGAAAGAAAAGUCUAAAUUUGUAAAGAUCACUCCUCAAAAUUCACUUAAAAUCUAAAUAAAGAAUCCAAUUAAAAAAUAAUUAACAUUCACAUUACCUACUGAAAGAUCAAGCAAUUUGUCUAGAGAAAUCGAAUAAUUUAAUGAUAAAUUUUUGGUAGAAAACUUAGAAAAAAAAUAGUAAUAAGUUUAGCAUAAGACUUCACGAUUUAAGAAUCUUUUAUUUGGAAGGCGGAUUAAAACAUCAGGAGAUCACUUUUAAGAUUAUAAAGAAGAAUAUAAAAAGGUAGUGGAAGCUGGUUAUAAUGAAAUAGAAGAGAAUUUUUAAUUGUAAAUUAUUAUAAAUUAAUAUUAGUUGUUAAGCAUCUUUGCACGAAUAAAGAUAAAAUCUAAUGAAUGCUGAAAUAGAGUUGUAAGAAAAUUAAAAAGAAUUAGACAUACUUUAAGAUCAAAUUAGUACAUUAAAAGAAGCUAUAUUUUUAACUAAAGGUUAAAGUAAAAAGUCAUUGAAUGACAUUUUAUUUAGAAAUCGAUUAAGAUAAAAUAAAGAAAGAAAAUUAACAUAAGAAUUAUUAGAAUUCAUAAAUCAUCUUUCAAUUUAAUAUGAUUAUCAUAUUGAUUCUUUGAAAGAAUAUUUAUAAAGUUUUAAAACAGAACUAAAUGAAAUAUUAAUUGAAGAUGAAUAUAGUGAAAAGCCUUGA